AUGGUCAACGGCACCACCACGGUGUUGGAGCCCACCUUUAUGGGAUAUGUUGCAACAACACAGGAUGCGCUGAUUCUGUUCGAAGCCUGCCUCACAGGCGUCCUGCACCAUGUCCCUCGUCGCCCUCACGAUCGGGAACGGAGCCAUCUCGUUCGCAGCGGUAGCGUCUUCAUCUACGAGGAGAAUUCGUCGGGGAUCAAGCGAUGGACGGACGGGGUGACAUGGAGUCCUAGUCGGAUCCUGGGCAACUUCCUGGUGUACCGAGAGCUGGAGAAGCCCUUCCCGCCAGGCGAGAAGAAGAGAGCGAUGAAGAAGGCCAAUCGACGCCCGGUGCCGUCGACGCGACCGGGGGAGCCGUAUCCGCGACAGGAUAGUAACGGAGGCUAUUCUCCUUCCUCGACAACCGGGCCUUUUGGCGAUAGACCGCAUCAGUCCGACGUGGAACGGGCGCUGGUGGGCUCGCUGGUGGAUUCGUACGGGUUUAAGGAUUCGGGGUUGGUUAAGAAGACGAUGAGCGUAACGGUCUCGGGAGUGACGCAUCACCUGGUGUCGUAUUACAGCGUGGAGGAUGUGAUCCGAGGGCUGCUGAACCCGCCAUCGAUGGUCGAAUCGCUGAGAUAUAUCCGGCCCCGUGCGGAACUAACGCAGAAGCAAAGCUUCCGGGCCCCCAUCGAUGAUUUGGAAACAGGAGGGCUGGAGAAUCCGAAUGACCCGUCGCAUGCGCUCUACGGUUACCGACCUCACCUGGUUGCGCCUCCAGGCUAUGCGAUGACGAACUCUCAUCCCGAAUUCUACAUGCACGCGGGGCCCUAUGCGGCGACUCAUCCGCCCCAGUCCACGCCAAUACCGGGAUACUCGAUGGGAGGAUCGAUUCCGGCACAAUCCGCCCCCAAUCCAUAUCUGCCUGCACCAUCCGCCCCUACUCAAAUCCCGCAGAAACCGGAGGACUACACGCAGUUCCGACAGCCUUCGUAUGGCACCAGUUUUGACGCGCUCGGCCACAACCCUCUAUCCUCGUCAAUUCCGUCAGUUCUCAACACGGCCAUGCCUAGUUCCCUGAGCGACCGCAACCGAUCCCAUUCCGACCACAGCCCGUCCGCUUACCGCAACUCAUCGAUAUCGUCACGCAGCGUGGCCACGGACGCAACAUCGCCGAUCGAUCCCUCGACUCCUGCUACAUACUCGCGGGGCGGGAGUUUCAGUCUGGGACCGCUUGACGGGUCGCACCAGCAUCUGGAACAGCGGGGGCUGGGGGGAUUCGAUCCGGGCAUUUCACGUCGGGAGUCGGGCCCUAUCCCUACGCCUUAUUACACGGGCGGGGACCGACAUCAGUAUUACGUGGGGGCCACGGCCCCGGGCGCACACGCCGGGUAUCCAGUGUCGACGUGGACCACGGCAGCACCCGCGCAACCUCAGAUCUGA
Aspergillus uvarum CBS 121591 is the source of this 1422-nucleotide messenger RNA. Its product is annotated as camp independent regulatory protein. NCBI's taxonomy places the organism in Eukaryota, Fungi, Ascomycota, Eurotiomycetes, Eurotiales, Aspergillaceae. The coding region runs from base 1 to 1422 and encodes 473 amino acids. The record is from RefSeq and is a predicted model, not a curated record. Gene Ontology annotation, molecular function: DNA binding. The transcript has a single exon.